UCAGACCGUGUGAGCUGUCAGCACAGUUAGCAUUCCGUGGGGUCCAUGAGGAGUGCGCCUCUGUAAAAUUGAAACGUGUAAACAUAUUUAGUCUUUUAUAACAACAUCAAGAUGUUUGAAGAGGCCAGCGAGGUGUUUGAGAACAUGUUCAAGUCGUCUUUCCCGUUGACGUUCAUCGUGUUUCUGCCGGCUGUGCUCAUACUCGUCUCUCCUCUACCAGCAGAAGCGGCACACGAAUUUACAGUGUACCGCAUGCAGCAGUAUGACCUGCAGGGUCAACCCUAUGGCACACGGAAUGCGAUAUUAAACACCGAGGCUCGCACGGUAGAGGCGGAAGUGCUAAGUCGCCGCUGUGUUAUCAUGCGACUCGUGGAUUUCUCUUACGAGAGAUACCAGAAAGCUCUUCGCCAGUCUGCCGGGGCUGUGGUCAUUAUCCUCCCACAGAAUAUGUCCACCAUGCCACAGGACAUCGUGCAGCAGUUUAUGGAGAUUGAGCCGGAGCUGCUAGCCACAGAGACAAUUGUCCCUGUGUACUUCGCUCUGGAGGAUGAUGAACUGCUGUCCAUAUACGAGCAGACCCUCACCUCCUCCUCCUCUCAAGGGUCAGCAUCUGCAGCAGAGGUGUUACUGCACACUGCGACUGCGAAUGGCUUUCAGAUGGUGACAAGUGGUGCUCAGAGCAAGGCAGUGAGCGACUGGGCCAUCACCAGUUUAGAGGGACGCCUAACAGGAGAGGGAGGAGAAGAUCUGCCAACAAUCGUCCUUGUGGCUCAUUAUGAUUCCUUCGGUGUGGCCCCAUGGCUGUCGUACGGUGCAGACUCAAAUGGCAGCGGGGUGUCAGUGUUGCUGGAGCUAGCCCGCCUUUUCUCCAGGCUCUACACUUACAAGAGAACACGUGCUGGGUACAACUUGCUGUUCUUUGUUUCUGGAGGUGGGAAGUUCAAUUAUCAGGGAACAAAACGUUGGCUGGAGGAGAACCUCGACCAUACAGACUCCAGUCUUCUCCAGGACAAUGUGGCUUUUGUGCUGUGUCUGGACACCUUGGGCAGUGGGGACAGCCUCCACCUCCAUGUGUCCAAGCCCCCUAAAGAAGGCAGUCCUCAGCAUGCCCUGCUGAAAGAGCUUGAAACGGUUGUUUCGGGACAGUACCCAGAGAUCAAGUUCUCCAUGGUGCACAAGAAGAUCAACCUGGCGGACGACACGCUGGCCUGGGAGCACGAGCGCUUCGGUAUCCGCCGGCUCCCCGCCUUCACGCUGUCCCACCUGGAGAGCCACCGAAGCGCGCUCAGAAGCAGCAUCAUGGACGUGCGGUCAGUAUCCUCUCCGGAUGGGGGAGGAGAAGCAACAGCCGGGCCUCAUGUGGACCUGAAGAAGCUCAGUCGCAACACUAAGAUUAUUGCAGAAGCGCUUGCUAGAGUAAUCUACAACCUCACAGAGAAGGGUGCCCCGGCAGAACUGCAGAUCUUCACUGAGCAAAUGCAGGUGCAGGAGGAUCAGCUGUCCUCGGUGGUGGACUGGCUGACCGCCCAGCCGCGCGCCGCCCAGCUGGUGGACAAGGACAGCAGCGUGGUCAGCACCCUGGAGUACCACCUGGGCCGCUACCUGAAGGACGUCAGGAAGCACAGUGUCAGAGCCGAUAAGAGAGAUCCAGAGUUUGUUUUCUAUGAUCAGCUCAAGCAGACCAUGAAUGCAUACAGGGUGAAACCGGCUAUCUUCGAUCUACUCCUGGCAGUAUGCAUAGCAGCCUACCUGGGAGUGAUUUAUUUGGCUAUCCAGCACUUCGGGGUGCUCUACGGUGUCCUGCGCAGAGUUACUCAGCCCAAAACCAAGCAGCAUUGAUGGGAACCCCUCUGCCUCAACGCUUGGUUCCUCUUCAAAGAUGUGUCAAAGAAAAGCAAAUAAGAACAUUGCAGAAGUCAGUCCAAGCAGCAGAGGUUUUCCUUCUUCAUUGCAUUCUUUCAAAUGUGUUUUUUUUUUUUUUUUUUUUUUUACCCUUUUGAGUUUGCCAAGUUUGACAUCCUGAAUUGCUUGCUGGCUGUGAGGCUAGCAACAGGUCACAAUCAUUCUUCUAAGUCUUCCCUCCCUGGCUACCUAGCACAGCCUUACCCUGCCUCACAUCUGUUACACUCUGCCCCUCGUGCCUGCCCUCUGACCCCCCCAAUACACUCUGCUCUGUCUCUCUUGCCUGCUUUCCUACCCCCAUAAAACUCUUUUCCUCCUACCCCCCUUAGCAGUCUCCACUGUAUCCCUCUUGCCCCACUAACACUCUCUACUCUGUCUCUCCUGCAUACCCUCCUACCCCCCUAUAUUCUGCCCCUCCUGCGUACCCUUCUGUCCCCUAAAUUCUGCCCCCCCUGCAUAUUGUCCCACCCCUCCAACACUCACCACUCUUGUCUCUCUGUCUCACGCGUAUCCUCACUUCCCUCUGACACUUUCCACUCUGUCCCCCUUCCUCUCGUGUCCUCUGUAACCUCUUCUAGUCAACAGUGGGCUUUUUUUUCUUUGGCAGCUAUGACAAGCCAUGAAAAGCCACACAGACAUGAAUGUAAACAGUGGUACUACUGGUGCAUUCAGUAUGUGUUUAGGCAAAUACAGGCACAACCUUCCCCAAUGCACGGGUUCAAUGAUGUUUUCUCAACCUUUUUUUUUUUUUUUUUUAAACUUUCUGCAGUGACUAACUGUCUGAUAAUGGGCAGCAGUUCCCACAAGCCAUGGCCCUUGUUGACUGAGUGAUUUACCCAAUAUUGUCUCCAUAGUUGACAAAGAAUACAUUUUUCAUGUCUGAAGUUGUCAGCAUUGACUUCCUAAAAAGUUGCACGCAUUACGCACGCGACAAGUCAUGUGUCAUACAUUCUGUUCUAUAGGCCUCCCGUGACCAAUCACACGGAUCAUCCAGUCAUGAGUUGUGUUAAUGGUCCAGUCAGCAAGGGUGCCAGGCACUGGCUAUAGUCCUACACUUUAAUGGAACUGUAAGGCCUAUGGAUUUCACUAAUUAUAAAUGACUAGAGAUUAAUAAUUGAAAAUCUUAUUUGAAUACCAUACAAAUUAUUUUUAGAUCCUUAUUAAAAAAUUAUUUUCUCUAUUAUAACCUAAAAAACGCAACCUUUACCUCAGCCUUAAAUGAAUACUUUGCAGAUUCUUGCCACAUUAAAAUUACAUGUAUGCAUGAAAAAUACAUGCAUUUAGAAUUAAAACCCAUAAAUCAAUAUGACCUCCUUUUUGACACAUUACUAUGGAAUUCUUCUUAACCAUGAUCCCAUCAUUCAUUCAUUCAUGUGCUACAGCCAAAUGUAACUCCUAUCUUCACAUAAGGUCAUAAAUGCCAAUCAGUCUGUACCUUGGAGCAUUCGGCACUUUCCACCACACUACAAACUAUUUUCUGUUUUGAUUUUCUGGUACGGUUUUACUCACACAGUUCUCAUAGUUGUUAUCUCAAAUGGAUUGUCUAUCACUGUUGUCUGCUUUCUGUUGUCUUAGUCAUAUUCAGAUUUGUGACAUUUACCUGUCGGAACCAUCUAUAUUUGGACAUUAAGAACACGGGAUAAAACUGCAUGUUUAACAUUUUGAAAUGGAUUUUAAUUCCCAGUUUCAGUUUUUUUCACUUUGAUAAAACGUUUGGAAUUUUAUUUGGUGGACAAAUGUUUGUUGAACGUGGCCUAUGGACAGAGUGUGAAAGAACACCUUACUCGGUCUUUCCUCAUCAAUGUGCGACUGCCUUUUGCUCCUUAUUUUCCCGAGCUCCACAGGAGUGAGGAGAGGUCAGGAGUUGGUUUGCUUAUCUGUAGUUUAAGGAGUGAUGCUGCAUGCCCUGGGAGCCCGGCAGAGUAGAGACUUGUCUAAUUCGAAGGGACUGACAAGCAGGGCUCUUCUAUCGACGCAAGGGAAAUGCUGUGUGGUACAUAUCCUUGAAUUUUAAUUUAUUGAAGCAGGUAAUGCUGAACUGUGCACUGAAUUUAAUCUUUUCCUUUGUUUUUCUUACAUCGAGUUAUUUUUCUCUAUUCCAUUUGCCUUCUUGUCUGAACUGUUGUGUACCUGAAUCAUGGAAU
Megalops cyprinoides (Indo-Pacific tarpon) is the source of this 4046-nucleotide messenger RNA. RefSeq names its product nicalin (gene ncln). The record is from RefSeq and is a predicted model, not a curated record. The transcript is spliced from 15 exons. Gene Ontology annotation, cellular component: endoplasmic reticulum membrane. Lineage: Eukaryota; Metazoa; Chordata; Actinopteri; Elopiformes; Megalopidae. The coding region runs from base 112 to 1839 and encodes 575 amino acids. Gene Ontology annotation, biological process: regulation of signal transduction.